CGGGUUGGACUCAGAGAGGAGCCCAGAACCCGAGCAUCAGAACUAGACUGUAAACAUUUUGGGAGUUUUCAUCUCCGGUGGUGGAGUGGUGGUUACGAGUAACUGGAAAGAGAUUCGCAGCGGACGCGUGAUUAGAUGGGAGAAAACAGCUCUGUCACCGCCGCACCACCACCGCCACGGGGAAAAUCCUCCGCCGAGGAGGACGCGCUUCUCAAGCAAUUUUUCGCUGAGGUCAGCGAGGUUGAGCGCGAUAACGAAGUUAACAGGAUACUUUCAUGUUUCAAGUUGAAUCCAUUUGAACACCUUAACAUGUCGUUUGAUUCAUCCAUUGACGAUGUCAAAAAGCAGUAUCGCAAGUUGUCUUUGCUUGUUCACCCUGAUAAGUGCAAGCAUCCACAAGCGAAGGAGGCAUUUGGUGCCUUAGCUAAAGCGCAACAGUUAUUGCUUGAUCCACAAGAGAGGGAUUACAUUCUGAACCAAGUUAAUGCGGCAAAAGAAGAACUAAGAUCAAAGUGGAAGAAGCAGCUUAAGAAAGACACUGCUAGCAAAUUGAAGUCAUUAGUUACUGAGGGAAAAUAUGACCAAGAACACGAGCAGUCACAGGAAUUUCAGCAGCAGCUGAAGUUGAAGGUUAGAGAAAUAUUGACAGAACAAGAAUGGCGGAGAAGAAAAAUGGCAAUGAGAAUAUCUGAAGAGGAAGGUCGCUUGAAGAAAGAUGAGGAAGAAACAAAGGAGAUGUGGAAAAGAAAACGUGAGCAUGAGGAGCAGUGGGAAGGAACUAGAGAAAAGAGGGUGUCCAGCUGGAGGGAUUUCAUGAAGGGCGGGGAGAAGGUUAAGAAAGGAGAGAUUCGGCCUCCAAAGCUUAAGACAGAAGAUCCCAACAAAUCUUAUGUUCAAAGACCAGUUAAACGAGGUUAACACAUGUACUUGAUAGUUUUUUAUUCCUUUCGUAGUUGCGUGAAUCUCAUCCAAGCUUAAGAACUGGCUUCUUGAGGGUAAACUUCACGCUUGUAUAAAGUUGUAUACUUUGGGAAACUAAUUAUUGAGCAGCAAAUUACAAUUAGCAUUCGAGUG
Molecule: messenger RNA, 1074 nt
Organism: Nicotiana attenuata
Lineage: Eukaryota; Viridiplantae; Streptophyta; Magnoliopsida; Solanales; Solanaceae
Product: J domain-containing protein spf31
Exons: 9
Coding region: 136-918 (260 amino acids)
Source: RefSeq, a predicted model, not a curated record